Messenger RNA from Lodderomyces jiufengensis, 2562 nucleotides. Its product is annotated as TFIIH/NER complex ATPase/helicase subunit. Gene Ontology annotation, cellular component: nucleotide-excision repair factor 3 complex; transcription factor TFIIH holo complex; transcription preinitiation complex. Bases 1 to 2562 code for a protein of 853 amino acids. The record is from RefSeq and is a predicted model, not a curated record. Gene Ontology annotation, biological process: transcription initiation at RNA polymerase II promoter; nucleotide-excision repair. Gene Ontology annotation, molecular function: hydrolase activity; ATP binding; DNA binding. NCBI's taxonomy places the organism in Eukaryota, Fungi, Ascomycota, Pichiomycetes, Serinales, Debaryomycetaceae. The transcript has a single exon.
AUGUCUAGGAGAUCAAAUACAGUCAACUAUGCAGAAUUAGAUGAUGAUAAUUUUUCAGAUGAAGGUUAUAAUGAACCUUAUGAUUUAGAAGAUAAUGAUUAUGGAUCAACUUCUAAUAAGAAAAGAAAACCCACCAAAUCAUCAACUCCCAGUGAAGAUCAACAAGCCAAACGUAAAAAAGCGAAACUCACAGUAGAUGCAUUAAAACAUGAUUUACAACAGAAUGCAGAUACUGAUGAUGAAUUAAUAGAUAUAACAUCUGAUAUACCCAAAGAUUAUAUACCUGAUGCAGUAUCAAAAUCAUUUGGAAGGCAAGAUUUUUCAUAUUUAAAAUUAAAACCUGAUCAUUUUUCAAGACCUAUAUGGAUUGCUCCAAAUCAAAAUGAUAUAAGGAUAAUAUUAGAAUCAUUUUCUCCAUUAGCAGAGCAAGCUCAAGAUUUUUUAAUUACAAUAGCAGAACCUAUAUCAAGACCAUCUCACGUUCAUGAAUACAAAAUUACUGUUUAUUCACUAUAUGCAGCUGUAUCAGUGGGGCUAGAAACUGAUGAUAUAAUAUCGGUGCUAAAUCGAUUAUCAAAAGUACCAGUGGCGGAUUCAAUAGUACAAUUUAUUAAAGCAGCAACUGUAUCAUAUGGUAAAGUCAAAUUGGUUUUAAAAAAUAAUAGAUAUUUCGUUGAAAGUACACAAGCUGACGUGCUACAGAUGUUGUUGAAAGAUGAAGUUAUUGGACCUUUAAGGAUACAAUCAACUGAAAAUUCUGUUACUAGUAAUGGAUUAGUACAAUCUGCGCCACCUCAAAAUGAUAUAAAUAUUCCAGGAACAAGAAAACUAAAAGAAGAUGAAAGUUCAAAAGAAAAGAAUGAGAUUGAAGAUAUAUUUGCAUCAGUUGUGGGGAAUAGAGAUGAUGAUGACGAUUUAGAUACUGUUCAUUCAUUUGAAAUAUCUCAUGAUUCAGUUGAAAUUGUUAAAAGGAGAUGUCAAGAAAUAGAUUAUCCAGUUUUAGAAGAAUAUGAUUUCCGUAAUGAUGCAAGAAAUCCUGAUCUUGAAAUUGAUUUAAAACCUUCGACUCAAAUUAGACCUUAUCAAGAAAAAUCAUUAUCCAAAAUGUUUGGUAAUGGAAGAGCAAGAUCUGGUAUCAUUGUUCUUCCAUGCGGUGCUGGUAAAACUUUAGUUGGUAUUACUGCAGCUUGUACUAUAAGAAAAUCAGUUAUUGUAUUAUGUACAUCAUCUGUUUCAGUAAUGCAAUGGAGACAACAAUUUUUACAAUGGUGUACGAUUCAACCUGAAAAUGUUGCAGUAUUCACAUCAGAAAAUAAAGAAAUGUUUGCAAGUGAAUCUGGUUUAGUUGUUUCUACAUAUUCUAUGGUUGCAAAUACUAGAAAUAGAUCACAUGAUUCUCAAAAAGUUAUGGAUUUUUUGAGGUCAAGAGAAUGGGGGUUUAUCAUAUUAGAUGAAGUCCAUGUUGUUCCAGCUAAUAUGUUUAGAAGAGUUGUUACAACAAUUGCAGCACAUGCUAAAUUAGGACUUACUGCAACAUUAGUUCGUGAAGAUGACAAGAUUGAUGAUUUAAAUUUUUUAAUUGGUCCUAAAUUAUAUGAAGCUAAUUGGAUGGAUUUAGCUCAAAAAGGUCAUAUAGCAAAUGUUCAAUGUGCUGAAGUUUGGUGUCCAAUGACAUCUGAAUUUUAUCAAGAAUAUCUAAGAGAAAGUGCUAGGAAAAGAAUGCUAUUGUAUAUUAUGAAUCCAGCAAAAUUCCAAGCAUGUCAAUUCUUAAUUCAUUAUCAUGAAAAAAGAGGUGAUAAAAUCAUUGUAUUUAGUGAUAACGUUUAUGCAUUACAAGAAUAUGCUUUAAAAUUAGGUAAACCUUUUAUUUAUGGAUCAACUCCACAACAAGAAAGAAUGAAAAUUCUACAAAAUUUCCAACAUAAUGAUCAAAUCAAUACUAUAUUUUUGUCAAAAGUUGGUGAUACAUCAAUUGAUUUACCUGAAGCUACGUGUUUAAUUCAAAUUAGUUCUCAUUAUGGUUCAAGAAGACAAGAAGCUCAAAGAUUAGGUAGAAUUUUACGAGCUAAAAGACGUAAUGAUGAAGGUUUUAAUGCAUUUUUUUAUUCUUUAGUGUCAAAAGAUACUCAAGAAAUGUAUUAUUCAACUAAAAGGCAAGCAUUUUUAGUUGAUCAAGGUUAUGCAUUUAAGGUUAUUACUCAUUUAAGUGGUAUGGAACAAUUACCAGAUUUAGCAUAUGCAUCAGCAAGAGAAAGAAGAGAAUUGUUACAACAAGUUCUUUUGAAAAAUGAAGAUGCAGCAGGUUUAGAAGUUGGUGAUGAUGCUGAUACUAAUUUCAUUUCUAAAGAACAAAGAUCAAGAUUGGAAAAACAAAAUGGUAACAAUGGAGCAACACGUACUGCUGGUUCAUUAGCUGGUUUAGCUGGUGGUGAAGAUAUGGCAUAUAUCGAAUAUAGUAAAAACAAAAAUAAAGAAUUAAGAGAAUCUCAUCAUCCAUUAAUUCAAAAAAUGUAUUAUAAGAAAAAACAACAACAACAACAACAACAACUGCAACAAAAAUGA